AAUUUCACUGCGGCGGCUUGUGCGUCGAAAUUGGCUAGGACGCCGGAUUCCUGAAGCCGAAUGGGCAAGUGUAAGUAUUGGUGGGGUCAGCAGCCACAGCGAGGGUGUUUCUUUGACUUCUUCCUGCCGAUUCCUCGCAGGCUUCUCGCCACGAUUGCUCUCAAACCUCUGGGCCCUCCUCCGAGAUUCCUAGGCCUUCUUCUCCGCAACGGUGGCUACUGUGUGACCAGAUUUUGUUGAAGGUAACCGUAUAGUUAGUUUCUAGGGAAUUUCGCCUUCAAUCGCAGCGAGGACAUUAGAAAAUGGUAGGAUUCAUGAUAGUAUCUAACUAUCAUGCAGCUAGCUCAGUAUUAUUCGAGAGAGGUUGAGAAUGUGAUAAUAAAGAACAGCAAAGAUAGAGUGAUGUGAAAUCGUGGAAUUCGUCCUAUGUGGGUUUUAGAGAUGGUGUGGUGAGGGCAGGGAAGCCGCUUCUGGGUCUCGUUUGUCCCGGUCGCUCGAUUUAGAGAUAGCGCCACAGUGCUUUAGAUAGCUUAUGCGAGUAUCUUUGUAGUCGUCAAUUGGCCCACUUCUAAGGUGCGAGAUCUGGCGAGGUUUGAGGUGUAUCGUAACUCAGGGCAGCCAAACGACGUGGUGGUGUACAUGUAGCCGCGAAGGAGCACUGGGGCAUGUUCAGAGAAUCAGAGUAUGCAGUACUGUUUUCCGUUGGGCGGGGAUCUCUGGAGGCUGUCAGGUUUGGACCUCGGGGUCGACCACGACGUGUUCGCAGUCAUUGACCGUUCGAUGUUUUGUGUAUUUUUCUUUUUUUUGAAAGCAAAUCCUGUCAAGCGUGUUUGUAAUGGAUGGACGAGUGCUUUAGGGGGGGGUGAUAAAGCCUCCAGAAGUGAUGGAGUUGCAGUGAAACAUUAGGGUAGAGCUUGCCGUGUGCGUCUUAACCAGAUGCUAGUAUGAAUUUGUUCGGUCAGAUGUUUUGGUGGCCUUUGGUUACUGAUCGGCCAGAUAGCCGUGGGGAAUUUUGAGGGGUUCGGGAGGGAGAAUCCUUGCGCUUGGAAUCAGAUUACGGGCAGAUUUUGAGGAAAGUGUUGCACUAUGGGAAGACCAGUAUCUGGUGUCAGCUCAAGGUUGCCACGUCUGGAAGGGAUGGUGGCGAACUUGGAAAGGUUGCCACCGGUGACGAAACUAAUGGCGGUGUCGAGGUGGGUGAAAUGGAGGUGGCUGGGACUGAACGCCUGCAUGCUCGGAAGCGCCAUGGCUAUGGCGCGCGCGAGUGGAGAAGCUAAAACGCUUGAUAGCGAUGAUGCUAUGAGACUGAACGCGCAUCCGGCUUACUUACAAGGCUUGCAGCUUGCUGUGGUAAGCGGUGUGGUUGGGCGUUACAGCAGCAUGGGAGUCGACACAGUUGGUACUGUUUGUUCUUUGUGCCUGAUGUUCAUUGUAGGUGUAAGUACUGGGUUUCUGUGGAAAGGUGCCCAGAUAAUACCAGUUCAGUCAUCCUGUUCGCCACCUGCGUCUCCUUCGUGGCGUAAGAAGAGUAGCCCAGUUUUGAGCUCCUUGAGGCAGUACACCUUGAAGGAGAUCGUCGAUAUGACGAAUUGCUUCGAGCUGGAACUUGGGAGAGGUGGGCAGGGGAUAGUGUACUGGGGCUCCCUACCAGAGGGACGUGGCAAAGCUGCAGUGAAGAGGCUUCAGAAGAAGACAGGGAACAUUCCGGUAAACGGCAAACUUGUGAAUAAUUGCAACAAGGAGUUGGUUGAGAAGGAGUUUUGGGCGGAGCUUAAUGCAAUCUCCAGGCUUCACCAUCGCAACCUUGUGGCUCUUCUGGGUUACUGCGUUGAGGAGGAUGACCUAUUUCUUGUAUACGAGUUCAUGGCUAAUGGGUCCCUUAGGCAGCACCUCCAUCCUAGAACCCUGGAGGACGCUGAAGGUAUGCUGCUAGACUGGAAGGCACGGAUGCGUUGUGCAGUUGAAGUAGCGCAGGGACUGGAGUACCUUCACAACCAUGCGAAUCCUCCUCUGGUUCAUCGAGACAUCAAAUCGGGCAAUAUUCUCUUCGACGAUGAAAUGAAUGCGAAGAUUGCAGAUUUUGGACUGAGCAAGGCUGUUAUUUCAGGAGAGGAUCCCACAGUGUCAAUGCGCGUGCGGGGCACCCAUGGAUAUGUAGAUCCUGUCUACCUUCAGAAUGGACACCCGUGUGAUAAGAACGAUGUCUACAGCUAUGGUGUGGUAUUGUUGGAGCUCAUAACUGGUCGCCGUGCGCUCCAGCACAAACUCACAUUGGUACAAUGGUGUAAAGACUUUCUAGGUGUAGAUGAGCAUGUGAUGCGCCAUCUUCUUCCUCGAAUGAUUGACAGCCGGAUUAGUAACUCAGACAUUCCCCACGAUCAGCUUUUUGAAGUUGUUAAGAUUGCUCGAAAUUGCAUUCAGGAGAGGCAGUCGGACAGGCCGACCAUGAAGGAUGUGGUAGCUGGGUUGUAUAACGCCAAGUGCAAUGACUUGAGUCCAACUCAUAGUACCGAAUUUCCGACCUGGCACGUACCGUUGCAAGUGCCUGUCACUCAUUUCGGAAGCAAUGGUGGUUCCAGCAACGAUGCCAGUUCGAUUUACAAUCCACACACUUCCAUUCACCAUGAUUCUGGAUGCAGUUCACCUUCUUACGAGGUCAAGGACAAAAGUAUCCGCGUCAGAUGCAGCAUUGGAGAUGCUAACAUUAUGUUAAGGUGCAAGAUAUGGCCUACAUCAAAGAACAUUGGGUUGAACAAGGUGGAAGUUUCAAUGAAUGAUGUUGUUCUCUGGAAGAAAGGCCUCUGGUGGUACAAUGCAAAGAGCAGUCGGGAAUUUACGAUCGGUAAUGAUACUAAAUUGACCGCCGUAUGGCAUGUCACACUACGAACAAAAUACGAUGGUCUGGCCGCUGAUGAUCCUCGAAGAAGUCUGGGUCCUUUCUGCGUCGAGUAUCUGGCUCUCAAGGAUAAUAGAAAACAGGCUUUGGUUGAAUAUCAUGGUGACAAAGAUCCGCUUCCUAUACAAUCGAUGGAAAGGAAUCUAAGAAGAGAAAGUAGCGGAUCCGGAUCCGGAUCUGGAUCGGGGUCUAGUUCAGAGCGCCGGAGAAGCAAUCGUUCGCGGAUCCGUAAACGAUCUAUUAGUCCCAGAUGACUUGACAAUUUUCCUACAUUCAUCUCGAACUAGGCUGUCCUCUUGGGUCCCUUGAUGUACGAAUCUGCGCACACGUACUCUCGAGAGCCUCAUUUGCGCUGCUGAUCAAGUCUGAAUGCGCGAAUUUUGGAGGAGAUCCAAUCAAUGAAGGAAAUAUUCCGAUCUUUGGAGCCUGCUGACAACGCACCUCUCUUCCUUUGAUUUGAAGUGCCAAUUUUGAAACUACAGUUUGUACAGAUACGUUUAGAUACCUUUUUAUUUAUUUAUUUUAUUUAUUUUUUCCUUUUCGCCUUGAUUGUGGAGCAUAGAUAACAGCCAAGAGUCAGCCCAUCAGUCGGCAUUCCAACUCAGAAUGCGCCUGACUGGUUUUUUCCAACUGUAACGUUGUUGUGACUGCAAUGAAAUCUUUCCUGUGUGGAAGAAUAUUUAGACGGUGCAAUUGGGAUUUAGGUUCACACAUUCAGUAAUGAAUAAAGACUAAUAAACAACUUGGACAAUGAUAGGGUCAGUGUUCCAGAAAUUGUCCAAUAUUGUGGAC
Molecule: messenger RNA, 3688 nt
Organism: Physcomitrium patens
Lineage: Eukaryota; Viridiplantae; Streptophyta; Bryopsida; Funariales; Funariaceae
Biological process (GO): protein phosphorylation
Molecular function (GO): ATP binding; protein kinase activity
Source: RefSeq, a predicted model, not a curated record